Molecule: messenger RNA, 2901 nt
Organism: Hydra vulgaris (swiftwater hydra)
Lineage: Eukaryota; Metazoa; Cnidaria; Hydrozoa; Anthoathecata; Hydridae
Source: RefSeq, a predicted model, not a curated record
UAUAAAAAUUAAACUAUAGAUCUUAUAGCUUAAAAAUAAAUGACCAUGAAAUUUCGUACAAGAACAAUGACUUCUGUGCACAUUCUAAGCCCCUUUCUAGAAGUUUUAGCCCAAGAAUCAAAUAUGACAAUUCUAACAAAAUCAAAAAAGCAAGAUCUACAUAUACUGUUAAAAAAGAUUUCAGUCUUAUUAGAUGGUAGAGAUGUGGUUUGCGCACUUAAUUCAGAAAGUAUUAAAGAAAUCAUAGAUUCACUAAAAGUUUUGGACACAGAAAGAUUGCAAUUACACCAAGCAGUGGAAGAAGAAACAAUUAUAUCAAGUGUCCUACGUCAUAAAGUUAUGAUGUUUCCUAGAAAUUUUAAAAAAGAGAAACAAGAUGCUGUUUUAUCUGCUUAUCUCACUAACAAUGCAACAAUCAAUCAGUUGAAAGAUCAGUUAAAGAUAAUUGAAGAAAGCAUCAUUCAAAUGAAGCCAUAUUUAGAGCAAAUAAAAGAAGAAAACAAACUUCUUGGAGUGAAGGAAAACAAACUGAAAAUGUGUUAUGAUGAGGUCUUGGAACUUCUCAACAAAACUCUCUCUGUGAAAGCUAGCUUACAAAUUAAGCUAAAUGAAACUUAUGAAGAACUUCAAAAUAUUGGGGAAAAGACAGAAGAGUUUAAAAAUGCAUGUAUUGAGUUAGAUGAUGAUAGAAAAGCAGAGUUUCAAGAGUUUACAACCAAGAAACAAAAACUCACAUCAGAAUUGAAUGAUACUUUAAAGAAAAUUGAAGAUCAGAAUGUAUUAAACUAUAAAAAGAAAAAUGAAGUUGAUGAUGCAAGAGAUAUUCAGCUGUCAUGUGAAGCAGAAAUGAAAGAUAAAAGAAAUUUAAUAGAGCUACUACAAGAAAAUUGUGAGAAACUUUAUGCUGAUAAAUUACAUCAAAACAUUGAUUAUGAGAAAAAAGUUCAAGAAAUAGAAAGUUUAACAUUAGCAAGAAAUUCAACUCUGGCAGCUAUUUCAAAAAUUAAAGAGGAGUUUCAAGUUUCAAAAGAUGAGAUCUGCAAUCAAUUACAAUCGUUGGAUGAACAAAUUAAGGCUGCAAAAAGUGAGCAGAAAAAGCUUUUAGCAGAUAAAGAAAAGACUUUGACUCUUCUGGAAAAUGCCCUCAGUGCUGGAAAAAAAGAAAGUAUUAAAGCUGAAGAAGCAUUAAAAAGUUUAUGGUCAGUUAAAGACGAUUUUUCAAAUCAGUCAAUAGAAUGUGCAAAAUUAAAACGUGAAAAUGGUGAGCUGCAAGCAUCUGUUGAGCGAAUUUUGCAGGAUCACAUCAUAGCUACCACAUUGCUAAAUAAAGAAUUUCAAAGUCUUCAGCAAAGAUUGGUAUUGGAAAGAAAGCAGAGACAGAUUCUUCAAACUCAACAUAGCACAUUAAGCAAAGAGGGAGAGGAUUAUAUCAAUGAGUUUACUGAGUAUGUGAAAGAUGCAGCACUAUUAAUUAAUACUGGAAAAGAUCAGUGUCAUAAACAAAGUGAAGAAAGUAUUUUAUUGUGUUUUGAGUUCAAAGAAGCCGAAAAAAAAAUUAAAGAAAAAAAAGAAGAGUUAAUUUAUCUCAAAGAAAAUUAUCUGAAGAUGUAUUCAAACUUAACAGAAAAAAUAAGAUUAAAAUCACUUAAUACAUCAAUGUUAGAAAAAGAACUUGCUGAAAAAAAUGAUGAAUUUGAUCAAGCCCUGCCAAGCUAUGUUGAAUUUCAAAAUAAAUUUUCAAAAGUUAGUGUUGAGCUUGAUCACCUAAAAAAUCAAUUGAUUGAAAAAAAAGAUUUGAAGAAAAUGUUAGAAGUAACAGUGGAAAAGAAAAAAAAAAUUCUCCCUGAAAUGGUUGCAGUACAAAAAAGUUUGAAUGCAAAGAUUGUUGAAAGUAGAAAAAUGUAUGCAAAUCAACUAAAGAAAGUUUGGGCAGAAGUUCAUGCUAUUGAAAAACAAAUCAGUGAAGUGUCUUUUGCAUUUGAAGUUUUUAGCAAUGAAAAUAUCAGACUUAAUGAGGCUGUAAAUAAUUUUGAAUCAGACAUCCGCAUUAUGAAUACAGGUCUUGAAAAUAUGCACAAUGAAAAGCUAAUAGUUAAAGGCUUACUAACUAAAAAUAAAGAAAAACUAAAAAUGCAGUGUGAUGAACUGAAAGCUUUAUACGAGAAGUACCAAGAGAAAGAUAUUCUUAUGAUCGAGGAUUUAAUGGCACUUGAGAAAAAAACAUUAAAUAGAGGAAAAUCCGUAUCUGUUAUUUGCAAGAAGUUUGGAAAUAGGCUAACUUAUUUUUCGGAGUUCAUUCACAACGUUGCUGUUUGUGCUGAGUAAAAUGAAUUGCCCAUUUAUAAAUUAUAUAUUAAAUAAUUAUGUAUUAAAUCUAAAAAAUAAUUUAAUUUUUAAUUGUCCAAUCAUAAUUUUAUAUUAAAUCUAAAAAGCUUUAAUAUAAAGCUAUAAUUUCUUAUAAAGUAUUUAAUUUCAAGUAUGAGUAUAUGAAAUCAUUGUUUAUUAAAAGUUGUUGUAUAAGAGUAGAUAAAUACGUUAAUUUUCUCAUUAACCAUUAUUUUGUUUGUCUAACUUUUAAAUGAUAAUUAGGUUGUCUUUUUCUACAGCUGAUUUGAUAGUGGUAAUGUGGUGACUCUUGAUAAAUCAAAAGUUUUCGUCCAGCAUGGUUUUAUCCAAAAUCUUUAUAUGAUGCAAAUUAUUGAAUUUUUAGUCUACAAUCGCUGUAUAAAAUUUGACGGAUAACACUUCUUUACAUUAAAUUCAUUGAUUCAUUGAGACUUCAUUUUGAUUUUCUUCAUAAUGAUUUUUUUUGAAAACUUUUUUUCUGAUAACUCAACUAUAUUGCCUUAAACAAAGUUAACAUUUUUUCAUACUUUUUAAUAAGAUUAAUAAGAUAUAUUG